Brassica oleracea var. oleracea is the source of this 1797-nucleotide messenger RNA. RefSeq names its product crossover junction endonuclease EME1A-like. Gene Ontology annotation, molecular function: DNA binding; nuclease activity. The coding region runs from base 95 to 1684 and encodes 529 amino acids. The record is from RefSeq and is a predicted model, not a curated record. Lineage: Eukaryota; Viridiplantae; Streptophyta; Magnoliopsida; Brassicales; Brassicaceae. Gene Ontology annotation, biological process: DNA repair. The transcript is spliced from 11 exons. Gene Ontology annotation, cellular component: Holliday junction resolvase complex; nucleus.
UUUUAUCAGUAAAAAGUUAAUCGAUGGUUGUCCCGCCUUCACUCUCACUCGAAUCGUACUCCCUACUCUUUUGCCAAGUUCAGUUUCUUUCUCCAUGAGUUAUCCGAUUUUCAUCUCCGACGAUGAUGCUACUCCUCCACCUCCAUUCCCAUCCAACAAGAGGCCUCGAAAGAAUCCUCCUCCCACCCCUACCGUCGAAACCGAAGCUUCUUCUUCUUCUCCUCUGCUCGUCGACGACGACGAUGACGUCACCGUCGUCAGAUGUCCCCUUGGUUCCGCAGCUGGCUCCUCUUCGCGGCGCCGUGAAGAAAUUUUAGCCGGUAAAGGAGUGAUAUCUCUUGACUCGGAUUCUGAAGACACUCCUGGAGCUGGAGCUGAGACUUCGAACAAGUAUGGGCCCACCAUACAUGUUGAUUCUUUGCAGCAUCCUUGUCGAUUGGAGCCUCUUACCAGUGAUUCUGAUUCUGAUAAUAGUACUGAUUGGUUGCGGGGACCCAGUUCUCAAUCUUCACUUCCCAAAGUUGCUAUUGAGGUCGAUUCUGACCAAGAGAAUGAAGACGUAAGUGUUGAGAAAAUGAGUCGACAAAAGCAGACAUCCGGCUCUAAAAGUCCAUCUCUUUCUGGUAACGCAUUGCCAAGAAAGCGGUUGUCAAAGGAUGAAAGAAUCCGUGCCGCAGAGGAAAAAAAGUUAAGGAAAGAACAAGAGAAAUUACAGAGAGCUGCCUCGAGAGCAGAAGAAGCUGAGAAAAGGAAGUUGGACAAGGAAAUGCAGAAACGGGGAAAAGGAAAGUUGGCGCUUAAAUCUAUCGUCGCUGAGAUUGAUCUUCAGUUGGUUGAAGGAGCCCUUGGAGCACCUCUGAUCACACUGUUCGCUGAGAAAGGCAUUACGUACCGUGUAAUCUCUAAUCCAAUCAAGAGUUCUAUUGUGUGGACAAUGACGACACUUCCAGAGGAUGUUUCUCAGAAGAUUCCAUAUGUUUUACUUGUGCACGAGGCUGAAGAAUUUUGCAAUCUUGUUGCAAAUGAAAGACUUCUAGAAAACGUCUCGAGAGUUCGGGACCAAUACCCAUCUUAUACAGUGUGCUACCUCACAAAUAAAUUGAUUUCAUACGUUGAAAAAAGGGAAAAGAAAGAUUAUAACGUGGGAAAAUCCAAUGGUUGGAAGCGACCUCCUAUUGAUGAGGUGCUUGCAAAGUUAACAACGCACUAUGAUAGAGUGCAUUCCAGGCAUUGUAUAGAUGGGCCUGAGGUGGCUGCACAUGUUGUUGGUUUAACGAGCAGUCUGGCCUCUUGCCACUUCAGGAAAAAGUCAUCUUGGUUAUCAGUAAAGGCUGAAGGUAUUGUAGCCUCCAUGGAUUCUGUUGACAAGCAUUUGAUUAAGAAGAGUCCAUGGUUAAAAGCGUUAAUAGCAAUACCAAAGGUGCAGCCAAGAUACGCGGUAGCAGUGGGGAAGAAAUAUCCAACAAUGAAGUCUCUUCUUAAGGUGUAUAUGGAUCCUAACAAAUCGGAACAAGAGAAGGAGUUGCUUCUAAAGGACUUGAAAUUAGAAGGGUUAACAGGAAAAGACGCAAACUUAGGAAUAGUUGGUUCUAAGCGGAUAUAUAGAGUUCUCAUGUCUAGGACUGGAGAACUUAAGACUGAUGAAGUGGCUUCACAGAUUUAUUCUCCACACGACUUGGACUAGAACUUUGUCAGACAAAAACAGUAGAGUGCUUUUGUCUUGAGAUUAAAUUUUUGUACAUGUAUGCAAGUUACAUAACUUGUAAAAAAAGUUGAUAAUCUCAUAACUUUCUACUC